CCACACGAGUUUGACGAAUGCCGGCUGGACAUCAGCGUGAACGACAGCGUGUGGUACCUGCGAGCACAAGACCCCGAGCGCCGAAACAAGUGGAUCGAGUUCAUCGAGCUACACAGGAGUAUCAGAGAAGGGAGGAGGCAGAAGGGAGGAAUCCAGGGAACAAUAAUCAUCCCUUCACCACUGGCAGAUUCUGGGUAUGGCUCAGAGUCCAGUUUGCGAAGACACGGCUCCAUGCUUUCGCUCACGUCAGCCACUAGUGGCUAUUCUGCCACCUCCACAUCCUCCUUCAAGAAGGGUCACAGUCUACGAGAGAAGCUGGCCGAGAUGGAGACGUUCAGAGACAUCUUGUGCAGGCAGGUGGACACGCUGCAGAAGUACUUUGAUAGCUGUGCCGAUGUGUCCAAGGACGAGCUGCAGAGAGACAAAAUUGUGGAGGACGAUGAAGACGAUUUCCCAAACACCCGCACCGACGGAGAGUUUCUGCACAACAGCAACGGUAGCAAAGAAAAAUUGUUUCAGUCCUUGAAUCCAAAGGGAAUCAAUGGAAUAGACUUUAAGGGCGAGGCCAUCACGUUCAAGGCCACCACGGCUGGAAUCUUAGCCACUCUGUCCCACUGUAUCGACCUGAUGGUAAAGAGAGAGGACAGCUGGCAGAAGAGACUGGACAAGGAAAUGGAAAAGAGAAGAAGAAUAGAGGAAAGCUAUAUAUCAGCCCUUAAUGAGCUGAAGAAGAAGUCUCACUUUGGAGGUCCAGAUUAUGAGGAAGGACCAAACAGUUUAAUUAAUGAGGAUGAAUUUUUUGAUGCGGUGGAAGCUGCUCUCGACAGGCAGGACAAAAUUGAAGAACAGUCUCAGGCAGAGAAGACGAGGAUAGAGCGAUCCAGCCCACCUCCUCCUGAAGACAUCUACUCCACCUCCGGCUCGCACCGGUUCUCCGAUAAGGUGGAAGAGAUGGUGCAGAAUCACAUGACCUACUCGCUGCAGGAUGUCGGUGGAGACGCCAACUGGCAACUGGUUGUAGAAGAGGGAGAGAUGAAGGUUUACAGGAGAGAAGUGGAGGAAAAUGGGAUUGUGUUGGACCCUUUGAAGGCCACCCACUCUGUGAAGGGAGUCACAGGUCAUGAAGUCUGCCACUACUUUUGGGACACCAUGUACCGCAACGACUGGGAAACUACUAUUGAAAACUUCAAUGUGGUGGAGAGACUUUCAGACAACGCAGCAAUAAUCUACCAAACACACAAGCGUGUGUGGCCUGCAUCCCAGAGGGACGUGCUGUACCUUUCUGCCAUGAGGAAGAUUUUGGCCAACAACGAGAAUGACCCCGACACCUGGCUGGUGUGCAACUUCUCUGUGGAUCACGACGAGGCUCAGACGAGCAGCAGAUGUGUGCGUGCCAAAAUCAACAUCGCUAUGAUCUGUCAGACCCUGGUCAGUCCACCAGAGGGAGACAAAGAGAUCAGCAGGGACAACAUCCUGUGUAAAAUCACCUAUGUUGCCAAUGUGAAUCCGGGGGGCUGGGCUCCAGCCUCCGUACUCAGGGCCGUAGCUAAGAGGGAGUACCCCAAGUUCCUCAAGCGCUUCACUUCCUAUGUGCAAGAAAAAACCAGCGGCAAGCCCAUCUUAUUCUGAGACAUGCAGGAUCAAAAAAUGAGGUCAGAUCUACGGCAGAAGGACUGGAGGGACUCUAUUUCCAAACUCCAUCCCUCCAAGAAAAGACGUUAUUUUUCUUUUCUUUUUGUCCUGGUUUGUAGCUAAAACGUAGGGUGGGUGCAUGAUAGAUCAUAAGGCUCAAGAGAAGAGCACCACUAGUCUGGAAAAAAAAAAGAAUGUUUAUAAAUUGACUGGACAAGACGUGAUUACCAUUUUUUAAUAACAACACUGAGAAGACUCUCCACCCAUCAGAGUGAAGGGGAAACACUCUGCAGCUGCUUCCCCUGAUGUACCUAAAUGUUUGGAAACUCUGGAAAGAAGUUUAUAA
Molecule: messenger RNA, 1978 nt
Organism: Poecilia latipinna (sailfin molly)
Lineage: Eukaryota; Metazoa; Chordata; Actinopteri; Cyprinodontiformes; Poeciliidae
Product: collagen type IV alpha-3-binding protein-like
Exons: 16
Biological process (GO): ER to Golgi ceramide transport
Molecular function (GO): lipid binding
Source: RefSeq, a predicted model, not a curated record